Molecule: messenger RNA, 6534 nt
Organism: Apis laboriosa (Himalayan honeybee)
Lineage: Eukaryota; Metazoa; Arthropoda; Insecta; Hymenoptera; Apidae
Product: junctophilin-1
Exons: 10
Coding region: 5-3046 (1013 amino acids)
Cellular component (GO): junctional membrane complex; endoplasmic reticulum membrane; plasma membrane
Source: RefSeq, a predicted model, not a curated record
GAGGAUGCAGCAACAGCCACAGUCCGGCGAACAGUCCGGGGCGCCGAACGGGGUUGCAGGUGGUGGGCAAUUGCCGCAAACAGGUGGCAUAAGCUCGUCCCAACCUGGAGCGACAGGUACCGCCACGGCGGGGUCCAAUCGCGCCCAGGUGAACGGCGGCAGAUUCGAUUUCGACGAUGGCGGCACCUACUGCGGCGGUUGGGAGGAUGGGAAGGCUCACGGGCACGGGGUCUGCACCGGGCCGAAGGGCCAAGGCGCGUACUCGGGAAGCUGGCACUACGGGUUCGAGGUCUCCGGUGUCUACACCUGGCCUAGCGGAUCGGUUUACGAAGGCCAGUGGCAGAAUGGAAAGCGGCACGGACUGGGCAUGGAGACCCGUGGACGAUGGAUAUACAGGGGCGAGUGGUCGCAAGGAUUCAAGGGUCGAUACGGCGUCAGGCAAUCGACCACGUCCACGGCGAGGUACGAGGGAACGUGGUCGAGCGGUCUUCAGGAUGGAUACGGUUCAGAGACCUACGCCGACAGUGGCACGUAUCAAGGUCAAUGGUACCACGGGAUGAGGCACGGGUACGGAGUGAGGGCGAGCGCCCCCUUCGGCUUGGCGAGCCAUUACAAACCCUCGAAGCAAGUCAGGGCUUCCUUGACGUCCCUGAGGAGCGCGGACGAUGGUGGGGCGGUGGCACCGACGCCGGAACCGACCGACAGAAGGGAUCGCCGCGUCGGCGACAGUAGGGGUGGUUUCGUGCUCAAAGCAAGGAGCGACAACCCGCCGGCGAGGAGGAAGAGCCUCACGGAGAAAUCGUUGAAGAAGGGUAUCCUUUCGGGGUUGAAGAUACGAAAGCAGAGGAGUACGGGCGAUUUGGAGAAGCACGGAACCGGGGGCAGCAUCAGAAGCAAUGCGAGCUCGGCUUCGUGGAUGUCCACGGAGAGCUCGCAGAGUCAGGCCUCGGCCUCCGUUCAUACCGACAGCAACGCGUCCUUCGUCAUCGAGGACGAGCAAAUGGACGCCUCGGUGACAGAGACGUAUCUGGGGGAGUGGAAGAACGACAAGAGGACAGGUUUCGGUAUAUCGGAGCGGAGCGACGGGCUUCGAUACGAGGGCGAGUGGUUCAACAACCGGAAGUACGGUUACGGGGUGACGACGUUCCGGGACGGGAGCAAGGAGGAGGGCAAGUACAAGAACAACGUGUUGAUCACCAGCCAGAAGAAGAAGCAUCUGUUCCUUAUCAGAUCGGCCAAGUUCCGCGAGAGGAUAGAGGCGGCGGUGAGCGCGGCUCAAAGGGCGAGCAAGAUAGCUCUUCAGAAGGCGGAUAUCGCGAUAUCGAGAACGGCGACAGCGCGUGGAAGGGCCGAGUUGGCCGACACGGCAGCCGAGCAGGCGAGAGAGGACUCGGAGUUGGCCCAGCAGACGGCGAAACAGUUCGCGCCCGAUUUCAGGCAGCCGGGCCUCGAGAGGUUGAGGAACAGGGAGAUACCCAAGUACGUGCCACCGCCUCAGGACACGGUACCCGGGAAGAGUAUUCUUCACAAGGGGGGUGGGGUGGUGGAGCAGCAGCAGCAGCAGCAGCAACAGGGAUCCACGCCCGUCAAGAGCCCGUCCUCGUCUCAGGAGGGGGCGUCGUCGGCAACGACCACGGCCAGCAACGUGAUGCAGUCGAUCAGGAGGGCGAGCAUGAAGCCGCAGGGCCAACAACAAUUGUUGGCCAAUCAGUUGCCGGCCCAACAGAAGAAUCAGAUCGGGCAGAAUCAAUUGCCGCAGAACCAGUUGUCGCAGACCGAGCUCGCGAAUCAGGUGACCCCUGCUCAACUGAUCAACCAGCUGCCCCUCGAUCAGUUGAGCCAGAGCGUUUACCAGUACGGCCCCCAGCCGAUGGUUCAGAGCCCUGUCCAACAGGCCUAUCCCAACAGUAUACCGAAUCAGUAUCAGCCGAUCAACCAGUUCCAAGGGGGGGGCCAAUACGGGGGGGUCCCUUCGCAGUAUCCCGUUCAGGGUAGCCCUUACACCAAUCAACCUCAAUACCAACCCGUGAAUCCGCUUCAGGGCGAUCAGUAUUUGUACCAGCAAUCGAUCGGUCAACAAGGGUCGUAUCAGAACGUGCAACAAGCUUAUCCUAGUCAGCAGCAGACGUUGCCGAAUCAAUACGGGCAACAAAGCCAGACGAAUCAGUACAACUCCCAGCAAGUUUACGGGCAACAGCAGCAAUUAACUGGCCAACCGCAAACCCAAAUUCCGCAACAAUAUGGCCAACAGGCCGACGGCGAGGCACCACGGCCGCCAAGCUCCACUAGUAUACGAAGGAAUAGCAGGCUCCUAACGGCGCAGGAUCGACCCAACACGAUUGGGCAAACGUUAAACGACAGGCUGGACCAUUACAAGAGGCCGCCCAGCCGUGACAGUUCCGUGGAUCGUUACGCCAGAGCGCAUUCCCGAUUGACUGGAUCGAGACAGCCGUCCGUCGAUAAAACAGUCACGAAUCCGGACACGCUCGACAGAUCGACGAGAGCGCCAAGCGCGAUCCGAUCGAGCACGCCGCUCAACGGAUCCGUAGUGGGCAGCGGUGCAGCGACGCCGACGUACGCUUCCUCGAGUUCCGCCCAAUUCGAGGGGGCCUUGCUGAGGAAUCGCAGCCUUGGACAGGAUAUUCUCCCGAGUCCUGGCCAGCCUAAGCGUACGGAGAGCCUGUACGUCACACCCGGACGCGGUUCGACCGCAUCCGGUGGCGGAGGCGGCGGAGGCGGCUUGUCGAAGGCGAUGCCCGCGGCGGCAGUUUCCCUUCAACGAAAGAAAUCACUGCCGGAUGUGGCUCAACCCAUUCAGUUGACGGCCACGGCACCGCUAUCCAGGGAGGAAGUCAGUGUCCUGAGCAGCAUGAGGAGGGAGGAGAUCCGCAGGCAGAUCGACGAGAGCGAAAGACUCAGGGCCAAUCCUCUGUUGUACUUGGUCAGUCCUCAAGUUAAAGACUGGUUCUUCCGGCAGCAGCUCGUGAUGCUGGUGCUGUUCAUCAACAUAUCCUUAGCCCUGAUGUUCUUCAAACUGCUGACGUAGCAGCCAGCCGACGAUUGGGUUCACGGGCUCGUGGUGGACGUGACCUGAGACGCGGGCGCGUCACGACGCCCGAGUCGUCACCGAGUACCAGGAUUUAAAACGAUUUAAAAAGAGGCCGCGAGAUCGAGUGGCCUCCGGAUAAAAUCACGAAUAAAAACCGUUGAAAACGGCUUUCGAGCGAUCCAACUCCGUUCCACGGUGGCAAGGUUGGAUGAAACAGAGAGAAAGAGAGAGAAAGAGAGAGAGAGAGAGAGAGAGAGAGAGAGAGAGAGAGAGCGCUUGGGACCUCGAGGAGAGAGAAUUGAAUUUGGAGAAGUUGAAGAAGAAUGUUUUUUUUCUCUCUCUCUCUCGAGAAUCUUCGCCUCAUUAUAUUGGACGAUCGACGAAAAGAGGAUGGAUGUUUGGGAUAUACAGGGGCGAGUGUAUUAUUAUUAUUAUUCUCCGCGGAUUCGAUGCGAUUUUUGGAUUUUACAUUUCCAAUUUGCGGGGAUCGGAGGGAUGAAGCUUAGUGAUUUAUGGGUGAUGAGCGACGAAGGAGGGAGGAAGGCUCGUUGUUUCUCAGACGGGGUAUCAAAGUCGCCUAGAUACCCUGGCGCCUGUAUCAUACAUAUUUUUACACCGAAUAUUUUAAUAAUAAUAAUAUUAAUAUUUGUAAGGGAUGGGCCCCGAAGAGAAAAGGGUCCAUACCCUAGGAAAAAAAAAGAAAAAAAGAAACACGGUGCGCACACACGAAUCUCUCUACACUUUUCCCGUUCUUUCUCGGCGAUCGGCUCGAGCGCGGACACUUGAACGACUUUUAUACAAAAAAAAAAUCUAUAUAUGUAUAUAUAUAGAGAGAGAGCAGCUAGAGUAGCGUGAAACCAUUUUUUUGUCCGGUAUAUAUAUAUAUAUAUAUAUACAUAUAUAUCUUCUCGAAAAUGGUGGCCGAGGAUAUUUUUCAAAAUCGGGUUUUUUGCCACUCGAUCGAAGGAGUUGAACACAUUUCGACGAGAUAGAUAGAUUCGCGAGCGUGGCAGAAAGGAAAAGAUGUGAGAGCAAUGACGACGAGGAUUUAGGAUUUCUAUAUAUAUACAAUUGUUACGAUUUCUACGAAUUUGAUAGGCGCGAAUGGCGAAUUUGUGAUUGCGUUGUUGCACGGUUAAAACGUUUAACACUCGUGUGUAACUCAUGUCUUAUUAUCGACGUGUCCACGUAAAUUGUAUGGAUGUUGUGCGAUAUAACGUAGUUUUUAAUCGUGUGAACCGCUUCGCGCGCGAAGCAUAUUUUACGUGUAGCCUUGCCUUCCACGUAAAAUUGUAAAUAAGACACGUUUCCUCUGAUUUUUAUAUACACGUUUUGGAUCGAGUCGAGAGUGUGCGUUUGUCGAUCGUGGUCGAGAACGUUUUGUUACUCGAUCGCGCGAAAUUGUGCGAUGAUGAGGGGGAAAAAAUAAAAAAAAAAAUAUAUAUAUAUAUCAACUUUGUAACGUGACAACGGAUAUUUCUACGAAACGCGUUGUUCAACCGACCGACGUUAUAAUAGGUAAUUAGGGUUUAAGAGGGAAAAGAAAAGAAAAGAAAAAAGGAAGAGGAAGGAUGGAAUGACUCGAACGGUUAAAAAUCUAUGAAGAAAGAAACGAGAGAAACUCGUUAUCGCGAGACGCUUGAGAAUCGUAAAAUUUAUUAUUAACUUGGAUGGAGAAACUUGUCGAUAAUCGAUCUUUUUCCACGGUUCAAAAAAGUUAUACGCCGUAUACCACGUUAAUAUAUACACGCAUACUAAUAUAAUGUAAUUGUCUCGAAUCGCGCGAUAUUUCGCGAUUAAUGCAUAAUUCAUCGAUUAAGAGACGUUUGUUUCGUCGAUAUACGCGCGUUUCUUCGUUGGACAAAACGAAAUUUUUACAAAGAAAGAUUGUUUGUAUACAUUUUUGCGCAUCGUUCGCUUCUGGGAUCCUAUUUGAUAAAACAAAACAAAUAGAAAAAAGAAAAAAAAAAAGAAGAGAGAUAAAAUUGUCUUUAACGCGACGUAAUAAACGUAAUAAUAAUCGAGUAUAUUUGAUAUUUUUCAUGAUGAUGAUACGAAGGUCGAUUUACAAAUCUCGAGGAUCGUACUACCUGCGCUCGAGCGAUCGCAUUUUUUCUAGCCUCAGGCAAUAUAGCUUGUACAUCUAGAUGAAUUUGUAAAUAAAAAAAAAAAAGAAAGAGAAGAAGAAGAAGAAGAAAAGAGCAUUGUAUAUAUAUAUAUGUAUAUAUAUAUAUAUAUGUCGCGAUCGUCACAAUUGAAUGAAAACAAUCUAGAAGAGAGAAAAAAAAAAGAAAAAAAAAAAAAUCCUCUUGGCUCGCGCCCCCUUCGAUGCGUUGUACGUUCGAAGUUAGGACAGGGCGAUCGACACACCGUUUCGAAGAGCUAUUUUUCCAAAGAAGAAGAAAAGACUCGAUAUUUUCAUCCUACGCUACGAUUAAUACAUACACGUAUAUAUUUUCCUCUUUGUACCUACACGCUAGCACUCUCAUCUCGAGAUAUUUACUCGGCGGCAAAUGAUUAGGAUGAAAAUAGGGGAAAAAAAAAAAAAAAAAAAAAAAAGAAAGAAAGAAAGAAAACGCGCUCGUUUGCGCGCGUUUUGAAUUUUUGUGCGAAUCGAAAUAUUUACUUACUUUAUACAUCGAUAUACCCUAGCCACCUUGUCCCGUCUCGACUAAAUUCGUAUUGUACGCAAAUCGUUCGAAAACGUUAUUCAAGUUGUUAAAGAGUUGGAGAGGAUUGGAAGGGGGAAUAGGGUGGCGGGGGGUAUCUUAGAAACGAAUUAAAUGAAAAUUUAUAUGAAUUAUGAACGGAUCGAACGUGUUUUUUUUUUUUUUUUUGUUACGAAGAUCGUUCGUAAAUAAAAUAAAUAAAAUUGAACGCUGUAUUGGUAACGCGAUUUGACGGUUUGUGCUCGUCGUCGCGAAAACAUGUAUUGUAUAUAUAUAGUGCAACUAUAUACAUAUAUAUAUAUGAAUCGAUUAAUUAGUACCGCAAAGAGGUACAGCUCUAAAAUUUGAUAAACGAAUUUGAGAGAGAGAGAGAGAAAGAGAGAAUGAGAGAGAAUGCGUGCGAAAGAAAAUGCGUGUGAGUGAGAAAAUGAGAGGGAGAAAUGAACGUGACAUUUAACAGAGGAGAAGAGAGGAGAGGAUAAUCUGUAAGAGACGAACCUAACCUCUACGCGCGUUAAUCAUUAAUCAUUUUACGCCACGAGAAUCAUAUCACGAAUCAAAGGCAGCAGCAGCAAAACAUUUCUAAUAAUGCAUAGGGAUUAGGUGUAUGUAUCAUUCUAAAAUCGAAAAAAAUGAAUAUUGAUUUUGAUUGCCACGCGAGACGAGAAAUCUACGAAACGACCAUAUAUUGUAUAUUUUACUUGUUAUCUCUUAACUUUAUUAUCAACACAGUUUAGCAUAUCUCGUUAUUAUUGUAUAUUAUCAUUAUUAUUAUCGCUAUUAUUAAUUGUCAUUAAUUAUUAUUAUUAUUAUUAU